UCUUUGCGACAGAGCUCUCAGUGUCUCCGUAGGAACCUUAGCAUGGUUUACUAUUUAGUUGCUAGGUAACGCGGCUGGAGCUUGCUGUGCGGAGACCUUGCCUGCUAGCAAGAUGUCUGAGGCCAAAGCUGACCCCCAAGAUAACUCAGUAUUAAUUGAUGCUAAUGACCAAGACAUCCCAAUAAGAGAUUGUGAAGAAGAAAACACAGGCUAUAAUAAGGGGCAGAUGAGGUCCCCAGCUAUAGAGAUGUCUCAGCUCCAGCAAGCCAGGAACGGUGAUGGGGAGGAACAAGCACCUGAGCAGGAAUCUGAUAGCCCCCAAGACGACAUGUUAAUGACGCAAAAUGAGGCAGAUUUAGCCGAACAGGCAGUUGAUAAGUCAGAAUUGUACCAGGAUAUGAAGGAAGACCACAAUGAUUCUGCAGCUUCCUCUUCUAAAGACAUGCAGGAUGCUGCAGAUGAAAAGAAUUUGGAUAAGGAAAAAGAUGAAUUAGAGGGUAGCAAUCCGCCACAUGAGGAAUCUGACAUCUCAGUGUAUAAUCAGACUUUACAGUUAAGUGCCACAGAGAGACGAGGGUCAGCCGAUGAAAACUCAAUUUCUGUUGACCUCAAUGAAAAAGUGGCUAUAGAAGAAAAUGUAGGGAAUAAGGAAAGUCCAGCAGAUGAAGACUCACUGGUUUACACUGCUACGCCAAGGACUGUGUUUGAAGAUGUAAACUCCACUUCUACAGAUAGACCUCUUAACUUGGCAUGGUCUUUUGGCAUGAACAGCAAAAUCCCUAUUUAUAAUCUGCAUGAUGAAGAAUAUCAAGUGGCUGUAUAUGUGUGUGCUCAUACUGCAGUGAUCCAUGACUUCUCUCUUAACCGGCAACGACACCUACAGGGUCACUGCAGCUGUAUUUCCUGCAUGUGUGUGAGUGAGGACAGACGAUGGAUUACUACAGCUGACGGCGGACCAGAGAGUCUCAUCAUAGUCUGGGAUUCAUUCUCAGGCAUCCCUGUUCAUACUAUAUUCCAAAGUCAUCCAGAAGGGGGAGUAGUUGCUGUAGCUAUGUCUCACAAUGCAAAGUACUUGGCAACUAUUGGAGGUGGAACUAUUCAGAAAGUCUGCAUUUGGGAAUGGACGACAGGUUGUGAUUCACCAGUGUGUACUGCAGAGCUUAGCGCACAGUUUGGCCUUCAGAAAUAUAUUAUAUUUAAUACUCAAGAUGAGAAACAGCUAAUCACCAACAGUGAAACACAGGUCAUAUUUUAUUCAUGGAAUGAUUCCAAUCUAGAAUAUGCUGCACCUCCAUUAAAUGCAAAGACAUUUAACAAAGCUGUGGGCGCUUUCAGCCAAUCGGUUUUUGAUUUCAGCAAUGUAAGAUCCUUGACAGCUACAUCCGCAGGGAAACUGGUUGUCUGGGAGACCAUCUAUCCCCCAUCCAUCAGAGGCAGGUCUGCCAUAAAGCCACAUAAUAAGAAAGCUUUAAAGCUGAUGCAUCUGCAGAAAGAUGCCAUUACUGUGCUCACUGCCCAUGACAGGUAUUAUGUGACUGGUGAUACUCGAGGACAUGUAAAGUUCUAUGACCAACAAUUACAGCUUGUAAACUGGUACAGCCACCUUAAUCUGACGGCUAUCCAGUCCAUCUCCUUCUCUAAAUGCCCCCCUGUGCCAGCCUGUGAAAAGACAACAUACCCUCAAGAUUGUUCUAUAAAGGGGGAUCAGUUUGCGAUCAGCAAUUUCAUUGUAUCUACGUCAGAUGGUUUGGUAGUGCAUGUGUUCACGGAUGGUACAAUGUUGAAGAAGGUGUUGCAAGAGCCCAGUGAAGCCAUUCACGCACUUGCCUGUCACCCCUGCAACACACACAUUGCUUAUGGAAGUUAUAAUGGAGUCUUGAAAAUCUGGGAUUAUAAAAAUCAGAAUCCCUUCAUCAGCAGGAUAUUUGGCAAGGGAAAAUCUUUACAUUGCCUUUCUUAUGACCCUAAAGGCUUGUAUUUAGCAGCUGGCUUUAAAGACGGAAGUGUCCAUAUACUGGAUGCAAUGACCCUGGAAGAUGAAACCAAAGAACCUUUUAAGUAUGCCACAGGAUCAAUAACACAGAUUUCUUUCUCACAUGAUUCACAUUAUCUUGCUACAGCCGAUGAAGAUUUCACAGUGACACUAUUUCAACUAAUAAAACAAAAUGGUGUUGGAUCAUGGGAAUACUUUGCUAGACAUCACAGUCAUUAUAAACCUAUACAGAGUAUUAUGUUUGGCAUUCAUCUGGAUAGCAACGAAUCCAGACUGUUGUCCCUUGGAAUGGAUCGGAUGCUGGUAGAAUAUGAUCUUAUUAAUAGCACUAAAGACUGUCUAGUAAUUGGGAGCAGUGAACGGAUUGACCAGAGUGGGGUUCCACAGUGUUUGGUUUGGUACCCUCCUUUGACUAAAGAAUGCUUUAUCCUUGUUGCUAACGAUCAAUACAAAAUGAAACUUUUCAAUGCCACUACCAAGAUGUGCAGGAAGACUCUUUUGGGGCCAACAUUUGGUUCUCCUGUGAGAAAAAUGGAAGUGUUUUCUUCAUGUGAUCGGGAUCCCAGUAACAGCUACCUGGCAUAUAUUACAGAUGAUAAGGUUGGCCUUCAAAUUCUACCAGUUGAUGGAAACCCGCACAAGUCAAUAGCUCUCAUUUGCCAUCCAGAUGGAGUAGCCAACGUCGCCUGUUCAAGUGAUGGUCAGUAUGUGUUUACUGCUGGAGGAAAAGACUGCACAGUAAUAAUGUGGAAGACAAACUUACAGGCUUUGGAGGCUGCUGCAUCACUUGGAGGAGAGGACUUGAUGCCGUUCUAUGGAAUGUUGCCAGGAGGAAGAGAUGGAGCAUUAUUUAAGGAGCUGGAAGAUUACUUCUACUAUGCACAGCUGCGUCAUCAGGGUAUUGACACAAUGGAGGCCAGACAAGUUUCAACUCACAUUCCCUUGAAAGAAGUUCCUUUCAUCAUGCGAGCAUUGGGAUUUUAUCCAACGGAACAAGAGGUGGAAAAUAUGCUGAAUGAAGUUAAAUUUAGUGAAUAUGUGAAUACUGGAAAACAAGUUACACACAUAGACCUUGGGGAUUUUCUGAAGCUUUACAUAAAUCACAGACCUGCUUUUGGGUUAUGUUUGAAGGAGCUUCAACAAGCUUUUCAAGUUCUUGGUUUUACUAAUGAGAAAGGAGAACAGGCUGUUAAAAGAGGAGAUUUAUUACAGCUGCUGCAAACAAGAGGUGAACAUAUGACUGAAGAGGAGCUUGCAGAAUAUCUUAGCACCUUGCUAGGGCUAAAUCCAGAAGGUGGGAGUUUAGAACUUGGCAGCUACAAGUCUACAGAUAUAGCAGAACUGCUUGAACAAGAAAUCCCAGAGGAAAUUACGACAGGCGUGCUGGUUGCAGACAUUCUUGGUUUUCCAGUCCAUGCAAUAGAUGAUUAUGAAGAGCACGCCCACACUCCAGAUGCUGGUUACUAAUGGCUGUUUACAAUUUGUUCUACUUUGUCUUUGUAAAACCAACAAUACAUUGCAGCAUCACAUAUCAAUAGGAUGCUGGUUUGUAAAAUAUAUUGUGUAUCAUUAUUUUUUAAUUAUAGAGAUAAAAUCCCUUUUUGUUGCACAUGUAGUAUGGAGUAAUAAAGCUAUUUUAGUCAAA
This is a messenger RNA of Pseudophryne corroboree (corroboree frog), 3638 nucleotides long. RefSeq names its product cilia and flagella associated protein 251 (gene CFAP251). Gene Ontology annotation, molecular function: protein binding. The transcript is spliced from 23 exons. Gene Ontology annotation, cellular component: sperm flagellum. Lineage: Eukaryota; Metazoa; Chordata; Amphibia; Anura; Myobatrachidae. The record is from RefSeq and is a predicted model, not a curated record. The coding region runs from base 113 to 3460 and encodes 1115 amino acids.